GCCGGCGGGCCCGGCGCCAUGGCGGAGGGCGGCCGGCUGGAGGCCGCCGUGCGCGGCCGCCUGCGCGGCCUGCGGGAGCGCUGGGCGCGGGGCGGCCGUGAGCGCGAGCGUGGCGGCGCGGUGGCCGGCCCCGGCCCCGGUCCCGGCGGCGCGGAGGCGGCGGAGGAAGUGAGCGCCCUGGAGGCGCUGCCGCUGGACGUGCAGCUGCACAUCAUGUCCUUCCUCUCGCCGCGGGACCUGUGCCGCCUGGGCAGCGCCGGCUCCUACUGGCGGGCGGCCGUGCGGGACCCGCUGCUCUGGAGGUGCCUUCUCCGGCGGGAUCUCCCCGCGUGGGCAGCCGUGGACUGGAAAUCACUCCCGGAUGUGGAAGUUUUCAACCAGGUCUUUUCGGAAGUCAGUGAUAACACGCUGUACGACUACAUGGCAGUAUAUAAAAAAAGCUGUCCGCAGAGUAGAAGAAGCCUGAAAUCAAGCCGUUCCCGGUAUGGAGCUGUGACAUCGUUUUUGCAGUCACUAGUCACUCAGGCAGAACCUCGCUUUGCUAUGUUUGGGCCAGGGUUGGAAGAGCUGGAUGACUCUUUAGUGCAAAAGAUGAUGACUUGCCCAGAGAUUCUACAAGUGGCGGGCCUACCUCAAAGACGAAUUCAUGGGAUUGGAUCAGGAGUCAGUUUUCAGUUCAAUAACAAUCAAAAAUUCAAUAUUCUGACAUUGUAUUCAACUACCAGUGUGGAAAGGAGGAAAGCAAGGACAGAGCAAGCUGUGGUUGUGAAUAAGAUGUUCUACCAAGACAACAGUACAGUGAGGAAUCAGCAGGUUGUACACUACAGUGUAAUAGCUCAAGUUAAAAAGGUGUGCGAAGUAGUUGAUGGAUUCAUCUAUGUUGCUAAUGCAGAAGCUCAUGAAAAGCACGACCGUGAAGAAGAACUGGCCCAUAUUUUGGCAAUGAUUGAUCCUGCUCUUGGGCCUCGAAACAGACCUCUGCUGGUUUUAUCUUGUAUCUCACAUGUUGAUGUGAAAAGAAUUCCUUGUGUUUACAUGGCACAUCAGUUGCAGCUGAACCUGUUACAUCAGCCCUGGAUGGUGCAGGACACUGUAGCUGCUACUUUAGAUGGACUGCUAAGUGGAUUUGAGUGGCUCUUGGAAGAAGCAGAUUGUAAAAAUACACAGUAAUUAAACUUGCUUUGUUUUACUGUAUAAAGACUUUAGUGUGUUGCAAUUCAAAUGAAGUGAGAAUCUUGUCCUGACACAGCAUUGUCAGAUAAAAGAUUUAAGACAUACAUAUAUUUGAUUGUACGUACUGUCAUAAUUAACAUUCUUCCAACGGUAGACCUGAAUUAGAACUACAGGCAGGAUUGCCUGGAUUCCAGUAGCUGAUGAAGAAGGGAUUUUUUGGAAGCUGUUGGAAUUUGUUCUCUUUUAAGUUGAGGCAUUUAUGAUGCAAUCUUUUCUCUGUAAAUCUUAUAAUCUAAUCUGUUUUUGUAAAUAUACCUAAUACUAGGUUAAUUUAUCAGCACAGCCUUAUGGCAUACAUCACAUCACAUUUACAAACUAUAUUCAGUGGAGAUCUUGACAGUGACAAUUCCCAACCAAAGAAAAUACACCGUAUCCUGUACUGUGCUUUCAGCUCAACAUCUUUUGUAGUAAGUUGAUAUAAAGGCAAUAUUUCUUUUAAAGUAAUAAAUUCCAGUAUUUUUUUCAGAAGAAAUGCCUAGACAAAAAAUAGUGCUUGAAGGAAGAUUGUCAGCGCAGAGCAAAAUUCUUGGAAACAAACCAACAAAAUAGCCUGUAUGAAUCAUUUGGUUCUUGUUUGUGAUCUUAUUUAUUAAUGAACCACAAAAGACUUAAGCAUCUCCUAUUAUCACAAACAUUGUUAGAUAGAAUCAUUAGGAUUUUACAACAUAUAUCAAAUGCAUAGAUCCAAAGAACCUACUAGUUACUCAAGUAGUUGUAGCAUUUGCAGAUGUGAAGUGUGCCUGACUUGAAAUUUUCUACACGGAAGUAUUUUUAUAAAAAGAGAAGACAACAUUUUAGAGCUGGAAUUGUAUUUUCCAUAUUGAUGCAUUUUAGGAUAGUUCUGCUUCUAGUCUUCCAUGUUUUUAUUUUUUUUAUUGUUUUUUUUUCAAUUAUUGGAUGAAUGCCCACAGACUUCCCUUGACUUUUUUGUCUAGGCAUGUGUUUGUUUUCUUUUCCUGCAUCUCUUGCUCUCUAUCUUCAGCUUCGUUUCUAUGCAUGGAAGUGCAGUAGUCUCACAAACAGUUGUUUCUUGAUAUCUAGAUAAAUGGAUACAUGGUGUACAUUCAGCUGUCAUGUAUGACUGUACACUGUAGCAGUAACUGCCCUCAAUCUGAUAAGUGUGUUUGCUUAACACAACUAUUUUAGAAACAUUCCAUUUGAGAAGUCUUUUUUUUUUUUUAAUGAACUAGGAGGCCAGAGAUAGAAGUAUCUUUGCAUUUUUUUCUUCUUCUUUAUCCACAGUUAACUCAAUUUACUAGACUUUUUUUUCCCUUGACUUUUUAUCAGGACUUUUGGGGGUGCUUCAAAGGAAAAUCCAUGGGAAACUGUGCUAUGCUAAUUGAGUGUUUCAUCCUUUUUAAUAUUAAGUUAUGUGUAAUCCCCCUUGAAACAGUGGGGACACAAAUGUGUAUCAGUAUUUGGGGGAAUUUUCCAUAUUUUGUGGUUGGAUGUAUGUGACUUUCCUGCUAGUCAUAAAAAUUUUGUAAUGAUCCAUCCACAUUUUAGAAUGUUGCAAUCUGAUAUUAUGUCAGCUACCAUGAAUGUGCAUGUUUAUGCAAACUCUUCACUGUAACAUUUUUCUGCUUUCUUCCUAAAGAAUAAA
Messenger RNA from Rhea pennata, 2836 nucleotides. It is a transcript of the gene FBXO4, whose product is annotated as F-box protein 4. Gene Ontology annotation, biological process: protein polyubiquitination; SCF-dependent proteasomal ubiquitin-dependent protein catabolic process. Gene Ontology annotation, cellular component: SCF ubiquitin ligase complex. Bases 19 to 1170 code for a protein of 383 amino acids. Gene Ontology annotation, molecular function: protein binding. The record is from RefSeq and is a predicted model, not a curated record. The transcript has 7 exons. NCBI's taxonomy places the organism in Eukaryota, Metazoa, Chordata, Aves, Rheiformes, Rheidae.